This is a messenger RNA of Osmia bicornis bicornis, 1088 nucleotides long. RefSeq names its product translationally-controlled tumor protein homolog (gene Tctp). Bases 88 to 606 code for a protein of 172 amino acids. The transcript has 5 exons. Gene Ontology annotation, cellular component: cytoplasm. Gene Ontology annotation, molecular function: calcium ion binding. The record is from RefSeq and is a predicted model, not a curated record. Lineage: Eukaryota; Metazoa; Arthropoda; Insecta; Hymenoptera; Megachilidae.
UACCUGCGCUCUCUUCCGGUUCGCUCGUUGAGGGUGACUGAGUCUUAUUUAGUUUAGCUGUAAUUAAAUCUUUCUCCAUCUUCCACCAUGAGGAUUUACAAGGAUAUUUUUACUGGUGAUGAGAUGUUCUCAGAUACCUACAAAAUGAAAUUGAUUGAUGAUGUUCUAUAUGAAGUAUAUGGCAGGUUGGUCACUCGUAAAGCUGGUGAUAUAGAAAUAGCUGGAUUUAACCCUUCCAGUGAGGAAGCAGACGAAGGCACAGAUGAAGCAGUAGAAUCUGGUGUUGAUGUGGUCUUAAAUCACCGGCUUCAAGAGACUUUUGCUUUCGCAGACAAAAAGUCUUAUACCUUAUACUUAAAGGAUUACAUGAAAAAAUUAGUAGCAAGACUGGAAGAAAAAGCUCCUGAUCAAGUAGAAGUAUUCAAAACCAAUACCAACAAAGUUAUGAAAGACAUAUUAAGUCGUUUCAAAGACUUACAGUUUUUCACUGGUGAAUCUAUGGACAUUGAUGGUAUUGUUGCAUUGAUGGAAUAUCGUGAUAUCGAUGGUGAAUCUGUGCCUGUACUCAUGCUCUUCAAGCAUGGUCUUGAAGAAGAAAAAUUCUAAAUAAUUUUAGAUAUUCAACAAAUUGUGGAAAGAUAUUAUGAACUCGAAUCAAGACUGUAUACAUGCUGAAAAGCUGUGGAAUUUAGUUAAACAAUAACACGGUUCUACUUCCAAUCUCAUUUUAUAUUGUAGUUAAAUUAUUCGUUUAAAUAAUUAACAGAAAAAAAGGAACAAAUAAUUAAUUGUACAUAUAGAAUAACUAAAGGGAAAAUGAUAAAAGACGAUUAUCUCUUCACUGUGUCGGUAUUUGAUUCACCGUGACAUUUGUAAUAGUUUUCUACUUUAUUUUUUAUUCAACACAAUCCGAACAUUUAAUUUAAUAAUAAACGAAAAAAUGGAAGAUGGGGAAAGAACUUUGCAGCAAUGGAAGUAUCAAAAAUAUGUAUAAUUAUUAUUCAUAAGAAUAUCAGUGAAUAAUAUCGGAAACAUACUCUGUAUAAUGUCCAUCAUGAAUAAAAGUGUGUUUUCUUAAGUACCGCUUA